This is a messenger RNA of Sphenostylis stenocarpa, 270 nucleotides long. The record is from the annotation of a GenBank genome assembly. NCBI's taxonomy places the organism in Eukaryota, Viridiplantae, Streptophyta, Magnoliopsida, Fabales, Fabaceae.
AUGAGAACCAGACGCGCCUCCACGAGAGACGACGCACGUCUCGACGGAGUGACCAACGUAGGUCGCUGCGUGCCACUGCGAUGGAGAGACCAACGCCGCGACGAACCACUCUGUGCCACCAAGAAACAUCUCAAACGUCGUUUCUCCACCGCCAUGAACAACCACCGCAAUGUGUCCUUUCGCUAUUGCACUAUCGUGAGCAAACCAUUACUGGUGACCUCCGCGAGUGCGAACGACGCCAAAAAUCCUGGAUUCAGGAACUUAAACUAG